AGUUAUUUACGGCAUGGCUCACCACAGCUCACAAAAGCAACCCAAAAAAUACCACGUUCAGCCUCCAAUAGCGAUGUAGGCAAGCCCCCAGUUUUGAUUUUUUUUACCCCAACUUGCUUAUUCAACUUGGAUACUUAUUUGUGCCACAAGAAAUGGCUCUUCAUCACCAGUAAAGGUUAAUCCCCUGGGCCCCACUAGCUUGUAUAUAUAGGCGCACACACCAAUGUUAACUUCCAGUAACCAAAUUAAGUUAAUUUCCCUACAUACUGAUUUUUAUUCUAAAGUUUGAUCAUUAUGAGUAGCUUUACAGAAGAACAAGAAGCUUUGGUAGUCAAGUCAUGGAACUCAAUGAAGAAGGAUGCUGGUGAAUGGGGUCUCAAAUUCUUUCUCAAGAUAUUUGAGAUAGCACCAUCAGCUAAAAAACUGUUUUCAUUCCUCAAAGAUUCAGAUGUGCCCUUGGACCAAAAUCCUAAACUCAAGAUCCAUGCUAAAUCUGUCCUUGUCAUGACUUGUGAAGCGGCGGUUCAACUUAGGAAAGCCGGAAAGGUUGUGGUGAGGGAUUCCACUCUCAAAAAGUUAGGUGCGACGCACUUGAAAUAUGGUGUGGUUGAUGAGCAUUUCGAGGUAACAAAAUAUGCCUUGUGUGAGACAAUCAAAGAAGCAACUCCAGAGAUAUGGAGCGUUGACAUGAAGAAUGCAUGGGGAGAGGCCUUUGAUCAAUUGGUUAGCGCAAUCAAAACCGAGAUGAAGUGAAGUAGCUAUCAAUGACCGAUCCAAAAUUUUCACCACAGGGUUUGAAAAACCCCUCCUGCAAUGCUUGAUGCUCCAAUAAAAAUCUUAUCCUAUUGUAUUUCCUUCAAAGUUUUAUAGUACCAAUUCUUGUGAAAUGUCUGUUGUAUAGACGUAUGGAUUAUAUCUAUUCUCUCUGUCAUUUUUGUAUA
Messenger RNA from Capsicum annuum, 941 nucleotides. RefSeq names its product hemoglobin-2. The transcript is spliced from 3 exons. Bases 295 to 753 code for a protein of 152 amino acids. The record is from RefSeq and is a predicted model, not a curated record. Gene Ontology annotation, molecular function: oxygen binding; heme binding. NCBI's taxonomy places the organism in Eukaryota, Viridiplantae, Streptophyta, Magnoliopsida, Solanales, Solanaceae.